Messenger RNA from Elgaria multicarinata webbii, 1645 nucleotides. It is a transcript of the gene RASD2, whose product is annotated as RASD family member 2. Lineage: Eukaryota; Metazoa; Chordata; Lepidosauria; Squamata; Anguidae. Bases 318 to 1118 code for a protein of 266 amino acids. Gene Ontology annotation, molecular function: GTPase activity; GTP binding; G-protein beta-subunit binding. The record is from RefSeq and is a predicted model, not a curated record. The transcript is spliced from 3 exons. Gene Ontology annotation, biological process: signal transduction.
CACACACACACACAACCUCUCAGCACAGUCCCACAGAGAAGGGACAGCUACUGAUUCUUCGAAGCAGUAACUUUCAGCCAUGUGUGUCUUCUGGCUCAGCAAAGACUCUCGCUGAGGCGGGACAGCCACUGGAACCCAGCUGCUAUCCAGAGAGCCCAGGGGUAAAGAAACCGGUGACUGGGGCAGAAAGCAUCAAUCCAAAAGCUCCAGCAGUAGUGGCUGCUGGUGCUGCGACUGCUUCAGUCCACUGAGUCAACGCUGCUAACUGCACUAGGAUCCAGGAUUUCCCGUCCAGAGAGAGAGAAAAGAUCUAAGCAAUGAUGAAGACUAUGUCCGCUGGGAACUGCACCUUGAAUGUGCCAGCCAAGAACUCCUACCGCAUGGUUGUGCUGGGAGCCUCCAGGGUUGGCAAGAGUUCUAUUGUCUCACGGUUCCUCAAUGGCCGGUUUGAGGACCAGUACACGCCCACUAUUGAGGAUUUUCAUCGCAAAGUCUACAACAUUCGGGGUGACAUGUACCAGCUAGACAUCUUAGAUACAUCUGGGAAUCAUCCAUUCCCUGCUAUGAGGAGACUUUCCAUACUGACAGGGGAUGUUUUCAUCCUCGUGUUCAGUUUGGAUAACAGGGAGUCCUUUGAUGAGGUCAAGAGGCUCCAGAAGCAGAUCCUUGAAGUCAAAUCAUGCCUGAAGAACAAGACCAAGGAAACAGGUGACCUGCCCAUGGUGAUCUGUGGCAAUAAGAAUGAUCACAGUGAACUCUACCGUCAAGUGCGCUCUGAGGAAGCUGAGAAACUGGUCUCCAGUGAUGAGAACUGUGCUUACUUCGAAGUCUCAGCCAAGAAGAACACCAAUGUGAAUGAGAUGUUCUAUGUUCUUUUCAGCAUGGCCAAGCUGCCCCAUGAGAUGAGCCCUGCCCUUCACAGGAAAAUCUCUGUUCAGUAUGGUGACACCCUCCACCAAAAGUCCUUCAAGAUGCACAGGGUCAAAGAGACAGAUGCCUAUGGCAUGAUCUCCCCCUUUGCUCGUAGACCCAGUGUCAACAGCGACCUCAAAUACAUCAAAUCCAAAGUCCUCAGAGAAGGACAAACAAGGGAGAGAGAGAAAUGCACAAUCCAGUGAAAGAAGCUCCACUGAGGUGGAAUCUAUAGUGCAGUGCCUUAAAAAAAUGGCUGCUCGGAGAAUGUCAUGAGGCCCAGGUGAUGACAGCAGAUUGCAGUCAUGAGAAUAGUGCUUGAAACUACUUUCUUAACACUACCACACCAUUAAUGUAAAGAAGUAACUUAAGAGGUAUUAAUGUAAAUACUUGAAGCUGCCUGGUAGGUAACUACCAUAUGCAGCACCUAGGACUGCAUCUUUCCUUCUUUCUUUCUUCUUUUCUUUCUUUUUGUUAACUACUUUUCUAUUUGUUUUUCUCUUCUUUGGAGAAACUGGGUGUGAAAAGAAGGCUGAACCUCAGCUUUGUACAAGGAAUGAGUGCAAGAUUGUGUCUGACCUGAAUAGUUUUGAUCCUAUAAUGCAGUUUUCGGUAACAAGAUGAAGUCUGUGUAUCAUUUCCCUCCAACCCUCCAUCAGAAAUAUGACUCAUGAUUCAACUUCCUAUCUUGGUUCAAUAAAUUGGGGGAGGCUUCCAAGUUCGAAGACAAUUU